CCCAACAAUGUAUAUCAAGCUAUCCGGUUGGUCGCUGUGAAAAAACUAUCCCUUGACCAAUCCCAGCAGGGAGAAUCAGAAUUCCUUGCAGAGGUGAGGAUGAUCACAAGCAUACAACAUAAGAACCUGGUUCGCCUUAUUGGGUGUUGCUCAGAUGGAGCUCAGCGGCUACUUGUCUAUGAGUACAUGAAGAAUAGGAGUUUGGACCUCAUAGUAUAUGGAAAGAAUGAUCAGUUCCUGAACUGGGAAACCCGCUUCCAAAUAAUUCUCGGUAUUGCUCGAGGAUUGCAAUAUCUGCAUGAGGAUUCACACGUCAGAAUCGUUCACAGAGAUAUCAAAGCUAGCAACAUUCUUCUAGAUGAUAAAUUUCAACCAAAGAUUGGAGAUUUUGGCCUGGCCAGGUUCUUUCCUGAAGACCAGGUUUACUUGAUCACUAAUUUUGCUGGGAGAUUGGGCUAUACAGCACCUGAAUAUGCCAUUAGAGGAGAAUUGUCUGAAAAAGCUGACAUAUAUAGCUUUGGAGUUCUGGUGCUAGAGAUUAUUAGUUGUCGAAAAAACACUGAUCUUAACUUACCAUCAGAAAUGCAAUACCUCCCCGAAUAUGUAGGGUCAUUACCUUGCCAUUUCUGCAAUUAUCAUAUCUGUAUUUUAUUGGUAUUUAUUAGUUGAUUGAU
This is a messenger RNA of Camellia sinensis, 674 nucleotides long. Lineage: Eukaryota; Viridiplantae; Streptophyta; Magnoliopsida; Ericales; Theaceae. The record is from RefSeq and is a predicted model, not a curated record.